GUUUCCCGAGGACGAACAGCUCCUUCAACUUGAGCAACUCGAGAGGCCUCUCACUCCCAACGACAAGUUGGAAUUGGAGGACAAGGGCCGGCCAGACUUCUCUGGCGAGUGGAAAAUGGUGGAGGCUCAAGGAGACUGGGAUACUUUCCUGAAGGAGAUGGGUGUCGGGUACUUGAUGCGAACCACCGCCAGCACCUUCAAGUAUGGCGCUGGUGUCACUAAGCAGAUCGUCGACCACAAAGGCGACGAGCUCAAGGACCAUCCUGAUCAACGGCCAAGAGCAAGAUUCCGUGGAUCCAAUGGAAGGCCGGGCCAUGAAAGUGGUGCCCAACUGGAACGGCCAAGCCUUACAGGUUUGUGGCAAGUGGGCUGACACGCUGAAAGCGUUGCCCAUCAACCGCCGCUUCUUCCAAGGCUCCAGAAUGAUUGUGGAGUCCACUACAGCUGGUGGUUUGAGAGUGUGCCGUGUCUUUGAACGCGAAGCGAAGCUCAAUUAGCCUCGACAAAUGGAUUUGGUGGCUCUUUACGGCCUUUUGGGCUGUCAACAUCUUUUCUUUAUCAACUUUGUUUGGACAGUAAUGAGAUGAAGAGCGAAUC
This is a messenger RNA of Effrenium voratum, 597 nucleotides long. Lineage: Eukaryota; Dinophyceae; Suessiales; Symbiodiniaceae. The record is from the annotation of a GenBank genome assembly.